This is a messenger RNA of Grus americana (Whooping crane), 8068 nucleotides long. RefSeq names its product elastin microfibril interfacer 2 (gene EMILIN2). NCBI's taxonomy places the organism in Eukaryota, Metazoa, Chordata, Aves, Gruiformes, Gruidae. Bases 108 to 3311 code for a protein of 1067 amino acids. Gene Ontology annotation, molecular function: protein binding. The transcript has 8 exons. The record is from RefSeq and is a predicted model, not a curated record.
GGGUGAGGGCGGGCGGGACGGACGAAGGGACAGAGGGACGGAGAGAGCCCGCGAAGAGGCACCGGCCCUCUGCAGUUGCCCGCUGCCGCCCGCCCGUUCCCCCCCCCAUGGAGCUGUGCCCGGGGUCCGCAGCGCCCUCGGGCUGGGCGCUGCCUCUGCUCCUCGCCCUGGGCGCUGGGCUCAGCCACGCCACCCCGCACCUGCGGUACACCCGACCGGGCUCCCGCAGCAAGAACUGGUGCGCCUACAUAGUGAACAGGAACGUGAGCUGCUCAGUGCUGGACGGGACGGAGAGCUACGUCCAGGCCCAGUACAAGUGCGCCUGGAACCAGUUCCCCUGCCAGCCCACCCCGGUAUACCGAACAAGUUUCAGACCUCGGUACACAGUUGCAUAUAAGACAGUUACAGAGCUGGAAUGGAGAUGUUGUCCCGGGUACAAAGGGGAAGACUGCAGAGAAGGCCCAGCAGAAAAGCCAAACACUGCUCGUCGUCCUACAACACCAGCAAAAGCUGUUGUGAAGAAAGGCUUGGAUGCGGAACCAACAGAAAUACCGGAACCUCCACCAUAUGAGAAGAAAAUGCAGUUUCUUGAGGACGAAUUGUUUAGACUUACACGAUCAGUGCUUGAACUUCAGUCCUCUGUGGCAGGCGUGAAUGAAAACCUGAAGCUGACUGUCCAAGAAGAUGCUAGUAAGAUGUUGGUCACUUGGCUGAACAACCUUUAUGACCGCCCAGAGCCUGAUAGUGCGGUUGGUGGUGAAACAGACACUAUUCAUCUGCCUGGACUCCUCAGCAAUAAAGAUCAAAAAGACCCUUUUAUUGAUUUUGAAAUGGAAGAUAUAAAGGCUGAGCUAGCUGAGGUCAAAGAAGCCUUGAAGAUGAGAAAUGACAGGCUGGAGGAACUGAAUGGAAAAGUAAAAGGCUAUGAAGGACAAUUAAAACAACUGCAGGAGGCAGCACAAGGACCUACAAUAACAAUGCCCAGCAACAAUAUAUAUCAGGAGUAUAUAGACUCAAAAUUUGAGUCCCUCAGACAGGAAAUACUGGAAGGAUUUGAAAAGAAAAUGGCAGAUCUGAAGAACUCCUGUGAAUACAAACUACAGGAUAUCCAGCAGCAGUGUGAUGACAAUGAAAAUAACUGUUUAGGAAUAAUUGAUGUUAUAAGAGGAAAAGAGAAUGACUUGAGGAAAGAAAUAAAUACUCUCCGAACUCAGAUUCCAUCAAACAAGUCCAGUUGUUGCAAGGAGGGUGGGAGAAAUGACUUUGAACAACAGAUAAAAGAUUUAGAUAGGAAGAUUGACAGAGUUGCGGAAGCACACAGGAUCUUGAAUGUCAGAAUAGAUAAUGAAAUCACUCGAUUGUCAACUCCAGAUCUGGAAGACAUGUUUGGUGAGAGGUUGGAGGAGCUAGAUGCAAGGAUGAAUGUUACAGAACGAAAUGCUGAAGAACACUGCUUUUACGUUGAGGAAACCCUCCGCGGUGCUAUAGCUGCUGAGGUAGAUGAAUUGAGAGACUUGUUUGAACAAAAGCUGCGGGCACUAGAAGAUAGACUAGGUGGCACUAUUUUAGAGAUCGCUAAUACCACAGACCCAGAUGGAAUGUAUAUUAAUCCUGGACCCAUCUUGCCCAGUGACACAGGAUUUGCAAAUGAGCAAUUGACAGCAGAGAUGAAUUUCCUGAAGAGCAAACUACUGUCACUUGAACACCUCUGUGGGCAGAAAUGUCAGUCUGCACCACAAGGUAUGGAGGACCUUCAGAAAGAGCUAGAAGAUUGUAACAACAAAUACAAUCACUUGCUUUUGAAAACAGAGAACAACUCUGUUCUCCUGCAGUCUCUAAAUAGCUCUCUUAACGAGAAACUCAACUUAGUUAAGAGUAACCAACGUGACAUCCAGAAAAUGCAGAGAGAUGCACGCGUAUUCCGGUAUAGUCUAAAUGUCAUGGAUAAAGAUGUGAAGAACCUUCAAGAUGGCUUGAGUAGCUGCAAAGAGCAGCUUCUGGGUGUCAAUUCUACCUGUAGGAAAACACAACGAGGUGUCUUCCGAAAAAUUGAUCAAAUGCAGAGGACAUUUGCAAAUCAAACUGCCCAUCCCAGUGAUAAUUGCUGUGGUGAAGUGAGAGAGAGACUAGAACAAUUGAAUGACCAUAUCCUGAAUGAUCUUAGCAAGUGCAAAGAAAAGACCCAAGGUAUUCAGGAGGGUGUUUCAGAUAUUGAGAGUAGAGUCUCGCGUGUUGAAAAAGUUUGCGGCAAGCUGGACUCUGUCUCAGGCAGCUUGCAGAAGAUAAAAGAAGGUCUGAAUAAGCACAUGAGCAGCUUAUGGAACUGCAUCCGUGAAAUGAAUGAAACUAUAGCAUCUCAUUCCACUGAUAUUUCUGGCCUCAAAAAUUCUGUCCAACAGUUUUAUAGUCAGGUCUCCAAAAUGACCACAGAUAUUGAAGGCAUCCUGAAGUCUCAGUCUGACACAAGGCGAUCAGAAGUACCACGGCAGCCGUUGCCACCAAGACCACGCCUACAGCCCCAGCCUGGCAUAUCCCUGCUGCCACCAAGGCCGAGGAUACAACCCCCACGACAGAGGACCCCCCUCCAGCCACCACAGCUGAGACCUCCUCCACGCCCAGCGCUGCCAGGGUCAGGAGUUGUGCCAUUUCUGCCUGGAACAACCGGGAUCAUCUUGGAGACUGGAGAGGCAGGGCCUCCUGGCACUGUUUUAAUGUCAGGAAGAGGGCGGCUUAGAAGCGUGGAUGGUCAGGCUGGUCAAAGUACCAUGCCUGUUGCUGAAGGAUAUGCUGGAGCACCAGGAUAUCCAAAGUUAUCUCCUCCUACCACGGACUCGCAAGGACCUGCUGCUGCUGCGGCCUCUCUGGUGUCAUUUUCAGCCGGGCUCACGCAGAAGCCUUUCUCCAGUGAUGUCGGCGUGGUUCACUUUAACAAAGUGCUUGUGAAUGACGGGGACUAUUAUAACCCCAAUACAGGCAUUUUCACAUCACCAUAUGAAGGACGCUACCUGAUCACCGCUGUGCUGGCCCCGGAGAGGGACGAGUACGUAGAAGCAGUGCUGUCCGUCUCCAACGCAAGCGUGGCUCAGCUCCACACAGCUGGGUACAGAAGGGAACUGCUGGAGUACCACAAACCUUACUCGGGGAAACGGACCUGUGGUGGUCCUGGGACAUUCCACCUUGUUCUUCACCUCAAAGCGGGAGAUGAAGUAAACGUCGUCGUAACAGGAGGCAAACUGGCCUACACAGACUCUGAUGAAAUGUACUCCACGUUUAGCGGAGUUCUCCUUUAUCCUUCCAUUUCUCAUGUUUAGGUUUACCUUGAACAGGAGAGAAGGGUAAGAUAUUCAGAAGAAAUUAAGUGUAAUAAAAUUCAAAGCUUUAAUAUAUUCAGUUUAUAUAUUUGAUUUCAGUGAUGGGUUUAUAGUCUAUACUGAGACCUUUUCCUCAUCCCAUUUCCAGAGGUAGCUACAAAAGACAUUUUUCUGUAGCUAAAUUAGCUCCUUCCCAAGCCCUUGUUUACACCUGUACAAGCAGAACAACUGUUUAAACAACAAAUAUGUUCUCAAUAGAUCCUUCUCCACUGUGCUCUUGCUAUUCCCUAUUAAAUUGCCUUUGCAGUCUUCUCCCUAGUUUAUCAAAUUGUCCCUAGCGUAUCAAAUUUUACAUCUUUGCUGAAGUUUACAGUUGUGGUCAGCUAUGUUCAUGUUUUUGGUAAAGCAGGGGCAAGAAAGCAAGGUUGUAUUGGACGUGGUUGAUGACUUCUUAGCCCUUGUGUUAUUUAAUAAUACGUUGGGUCAAGUACAUUGGCGUAAACAAUUUGUUCAGUGCAAUUGCUAACCGUGGUGGUGGAAAGCAAAAUGAUACUCAUCUGCAUUGGUUUUCUUGUUUCCUUUAAGGGCCAAAACCAGUGCUAAGCGCCAAGAUGAGUGACUCAUUCCAGUCAAGUGGAAGCAGCUGUACAGGGAGAAACUCACCUCCCUUCAGCUUCUCACUGGGCAGACAUGAGCGUAAGGUGCAGUUGCUACUACUGAAAGAUUUAGAACAGUUCUUUUCAAUUGCUACAGUAAAAAAGACGAUUAGUUAAGCAUGAUGCUCUUGAAAUGAAUAAAACAGGUCAGAAAAAUCUGAAUCAUCUGUGCUUAGCUAGAAAAAUGGUAAUUUUGAAAAGUUUAAAAAAAAUUUACAAAGUUUGUUUCUGACACUGCUACAGUAUUUCUUUGUUGUGUUGUAGAAGACAAGUCAGAGGAAAAAUUGUUGAUGCAGGAAAAUAGCCUUAUUAGCCAAUACUGUCAAAUACACUAAGUCUGUUGGAACAGCCUCCUGCAUCGGUGCUUUUGAGUGAGGUUUGUUUUAACACCCAGCAUCUGUUUAUAUGGAUGAACAGAUAAACACCUGUGGGGCAGCAGUAUUUUAUUUCUCAUACUAGCCACUUCUCAGUGGAGGUAACAAAACUGAUGUUUUGGCUCUUUAGAAUUAACAUUUUGAUAUCUUUCAUGGCUGAAAAAAAAAAAAAAAUCCAGCCACGCUUUACUGAGAGCAGGACUGCUCAGCUAUCUCCUAUAUAUUCUUGUAUAAACUAAUACUCUAUUCACGCUGUAUAUUUAUCGUAGUGGUUUGUGUAGAAUAUUUUCCUCCUUACAAAUCCAGAACAGCUGUUUAUAGCCUCAGAACAAACAAUUCCUUUAGGUGAAGGAAGAACUCCCAGUGCUGUAAGCAGCACAGUAGGGUUUAGCUGAAGCCCUUCCCCUCUGAGGAGGUCAGAUGAAGACUUAAUGCCUUUGUUACUUAGUUUUGGAAUAGAUACUCCCCAAUAACUCUGUUUCCAGGCAAUGCGAUGGGGCCUUCCCACAACAGUCACAUCCUGGAAGUGGAGCUGCUUUUGAGAAAAGCCGGCAGAAAAAGCUUUCUCUCCGCAGAGGAACUCUUGAGUCAGUCCCUGUGCAGCAAGGAUUGCACUGGGGGGGGGAGUUGUGAGCACAGGAAGGAAAUUGCAGGUGGAGUUUCAAAGCACCUGGUUUAGGAAGAUCUCUUGGCACCUGAUUUUUCAGAAAUGAUGGUGUUACUGAUAAGCAGUAAGGGCUGGAUGUAUUUAGUAGCAGGAAGGCUGUUUCUGUAAGAGCAGCUGUUAGUAGCCAAAGAUGUAUAGUGAACUUGCACUUCACAGCUUGAUAAAGGGAGCCACCCCCAUCCCCUUUCCCUGCACGUUUGUCCCGGCCUGUGCUAGAGCAUGAGGCAUGAGCAUGCAGUUAGCAAGCACGUGCUUGUUCAAGGGGGACUUAGUUUCCUUUUGUCCUAAAUCAACAGUCCCGUUCUGUCCCAUGCAGUUCUAGGUCUCCUGUCUGUCCUUUCAGUUUUGAAAGAUUGUUUAUGUGUUUCAAAAGCCAAUUACAUCAGCUACUUUUUUAAAAAUAUAAUUUCUUAUUAUGUACAAAAGCCAGAGAGGCGCUUUUAGGAUAUUUUUUCACUCUCCUCAAGAAAGCUGUGUUCUCUAAGAAGUUGGCUCCAGACUAUGUGUGAUUCAAGUAUUGUUAGAUUAUUGUUGCCUGUUCUAAAAAUGACUCAUGGAAACAAACAAAAUGUGCUGAGUGCUUAGGGAGACCUAGCUGGCAAACAACCUUGCUUUUUUUUUUUCCUCCCUCCGAGCGAGACAUUUUUAAGAAUCAGCAGCGCGAGUUUAGUGCUAGAGUUACAAAAGAUUUAUCAUCCAAUUCUUAUUUAACUGCUGCGGUAGAUUUCUAAAUCCAAGCCACCAAUCUUCACCAGCCCAGUUCCGCUAAUGGGACAGGGCCAUCUUCUACCAGAAAGCUUCUCCUCGUAUCCAGGAUCUGCUGCCGCCGAUGCUUAGAUCGUUGGAGCCCUCAUAAUGCAGCCUAACUGUUGUUUGUAUCCACAUAUAAAGCAUUCCCUAAACUGUAUCACAGCAGGGCCCAGUCUCAGCAGUGUAUUUUGAGUACACUUUUGAGAGCUUUUAGGGGUCAUUUCCCAUCCAUCAGCUUGAGCAGUGCAGUGGCUAGAGCUAUGGCCUUUGACUAGGAACCUGUCUUGGAUUCCUGCCAUUAUUGAGAGAGACUUGAACCUUAAUUACCCCUUCCUUGGUAAUUGCUGUAAUCAGGGUAGGUGGCUCAGUUCCUCUUGAUGAGGUUAUUUUCCUGGAGCUUACGAGGUGGAAUAUUCACCCAGCUGGAAGGAUCACAGUGCUGUAGCCCCUGAACAGCAAAGGGAGGGGGAGGAACCUUGAGUCCCAGUCUCUGCUCCAGUGGGUGCUUGGAUAAAACAUUCAUUAAAGCGGCACUUAGAAGAGACUGAAGCACAGACACAUUCGUGGGCCCCGCUGAGGGUUUGCUCCACCCGGAACAGCUCAGCUUCAAAGGAAGGAGCAAGAGCCCUGCCCCAGAACACCUUGAACCCACUGACGGAGCAUUUACAUCUUCAGUGAGAAUUGGCAACAGCACAGGGAAAUGCAUGCACCAAAAGGAACAUUUCUCACUGUGGGUUCAUGAUUUUGCUACCAUGUUUAAGAGCAUCCACAAGCUCAAAUAGGCAGCAUGUGUUAACCAAGAAAGCCUUAAAAAAAUAAUCCUGUAGGUGGGAGCUGUAAGGCAGGUGUGGUGCCAGUUUCAUCAAUCAGUGCUGCCUUUUACAUCUGCUUUGUAGGUACCUUUGUAAUGCAGGGUAUGAGGACUGUGAGAUUCUUAGGCAAAACAGUAUCUGUUGUGCCAGGUGCUCCCAUUUUAUAUCACAGCAGGAGGAAAACCAAACCAUACCAGGUGAAGCUUUGUGGACAUGUGUCUGACAGCCCCUUGGCCAGGCACAAGGCAAAGGAGGUUUCUCAGGGACUGUCCGAGUAUCAAAACCAGCAGAGUCCCUGAAGCAGCAUCACUUGUCAGGUGACUUUCCAGAGCCAGGCCGUUAGCAGCAGAACAUCUGAAGACAAGGGGGCAUGCCGGCAGCCAGAAAGAUUCUGCUCUGGCCAAAUGUGCUAAGUGUAGCCUAGAGCAGCUAUGGGGAAAGACAACAAAGCGACAUAUAAAUCAGUUGUAUCCCCAGGAAAGCUCGGAGCAAAGCAGGAAUGCAAAUUUUCACCACAAAAUGGGUAAAAAAACUACCUCAUUAUUUUAAUUUGCUAUUAAGCAAAAGACUGUGGAGAUAGCAGAGACAUUUCUAUGCUGACCGCUCAAAGCGACGAGGAUUUUCUGUGGUAUUCCAGUGUAUGCCGGGUUACCUGCAGCAACUUUGUGCAGUUGAGCCGAGAGACUUCUGUCAGCUUGGUGAAGCCAACCAGCAAGCCAGGAAAAAUUACGAAUAGGCAAGGAAAUAGAGCAAGCUGUAAGAGAAAAAGCAUAGGAAGGCAACUUGAAACAAAAUGCCCCUCACCACCCAGUGUGGCUUUAAAAUCUGCUGGGAAUGCAAGGUGAAGGGCUGCCCAGCUGCAACCAGGAGAUUUGAAUCAGGAUUGAAGUGUUUCCUGAGGAUGCAUCGUGCAUUUAGAAGUGAGUUUUACCUGCUGAAUAAGGAAGUCCACAGUAGUGGAUAUGGAUGUAUUUCACUAAAAUUAUAAAUGCAUUUACGCAGUCUCAGCUUGGAGACAGGAGGAAUAUGCGCUCCACUGAGACGGGAUCAGCAGGUUACACUUUGGCUGCUGGUUGCUCCCAGAUAAUGGCAUAAAGUUCGAAUUGCCAUGUUACCAGGAAUACCUGGGGGCUGUGUCCUGUCAUCACAAGACAGUUGCACUCGAGCCAGCACCAACCCUCCUGCAACGUACCCUGCAGACUUGAGAUGCACAAGAGCAGCUCUGCCAAUUCUUUGUAUAUGGGAGACUUCAAAGAACAUAUUGUAACGUUACUACAUAAGCAGGUUUUGGCAUUUAUCCAUUUUGCUAUCUUGGUUGUGGAAAAAAAAGGAACAUUAUUAGAAUUUUUCAGCAACGAACAGUGCAUUUGAGAGUGUGUUUUAUGUGUGCAUGUGUAUACAUCUGUUCAUGGAUAGAAAGUAAUAUCCAGGAACAUGAAGAAAACUGUGAUGGAAAACAACUGCAGAUAUGCCUAAAUAAAACCUACCUGUUGUCUGA